Molecule: messenger RNA, 1043 nt
Organism: Solanum dulcamara
Lineage: Eukaryota; Viridiplantae; Streptophyta; Magnoliopsida; Solanales; Solanaceae
Exons: 5
Coding region: 1-798 (265 amino acids)
Source: RefSeq, a predicted model, not a curated record
AUGAACAUAAGUGUUGUAGCUCCCUCUAUUCGUGCAAACGGCUUGAUGACGACGUUGCAGCAGGGCAGAGGCAGAGGCAGAGGCAGAGGCAGAAGCUUUGAAUUCUCGGAGAGAAAUAUAGUACUAAUGUUGAGUUCAUCAAAUCGGCAAUUCCGUGAAUCUGAAAUAAAACAUCCCAUUAAGGCUCAUCACCAGAGUUAUGAUUCACAAAUUACCAUUCUAGCAGACAUGCCCCUCUUUGAAUCCCCUCAUGCAUCUUUCGAUAGGUACAUGGAGGACAAACCAAGAGUCUUCAAAGCUAUUUCCCCAGACAACAGUGGAACCCAACGUCUUAACGAGGAAGAAUGGAGAAUCAGAAUGGAACCAAUAGGUUUCUUGUUCCUCACAGCGUGGCCAGUUGUUAACAUGAGACUUAGAUGCAAAACUAAAGGAAAAGAAUACCCUUCUGGCGUUCCCACCCAUACCUCUAUGGUUCUUGAGUUCAAAAUUACAAAAUGGGAUCUAGAAGGAGUAACAGAGGGUAGAAAUAAGCCAUCAGAAUUCAGGCUUAGCAUGGAAGGAGUACUUUACCCAGAUAGAAAAGGAGGCAGAAGCAGGAUCAAAGGUCAUCUCCAUAUGAGCAUUAGCUUUGCUCCCCCUCCCAUGCUUGCUUUGGUCCCUCCACAUGUUCACCGAGAUGUCACACAAGCGGUUAUGAAGAAUAUGGCGGAGAGUAUGCAGCAUAAAGUAAGAAAUAAUUUGCUGGCGGAUUACGCCAAAUUCAAGAAGGAAACCCCCAAAACUCUGCCUCCACCAUAACUAUAAGACUGGCUUUCCAUUUAUUUAAGCAAAAAAUAAGAAAAAUUCUAAUUCUUCUUUUUCUUUUUCCAUACUGAAUAGCUUUGUCCACAAGUGUGAAUUUCCUUUGUGUGUAAUUAAUUGCGUGGCCUUUUGUAUUUGUUCAACUAAUCAAAUCAACAAUGGACAUAUACUCCUUUGUUAAUGAUAGUGAUCUCGUGUACGCAAAAGGCAAACAAGAUUACUACUUGCAAUGCACAAAUGUC